AUGCCGCCCGCAAUCAGCGACGACGAAGGCUCGGCCUCUGGCUCUGAGGCUGAGAUCCCCUACAAGAAAGCGGAGAAACCCGCGUCCAAGGUUGUCGAGGAAGAGGAAGAGGAAGAUGACGACGAAGAGGAAGAAGACGACGAAGAGGAAGAAGAGUACGUCGUUGAGAAAGUCAUGAACCACAUUUUCGAUGAUGACGGCACCAUCAAGUACGAGAUAAAAUGGCAAGGAUACGAGAAGAAGCAGGACAGAACGUGGGAACCUGAGGAGAAUCUUGACGGCGCAAGGGAAGCGCUUGAGGAAUACUUCCAGAAGAUCGGCGGACGACCGACCGUCGGCGGAAAGAAGAGGAAGGCUUCUCAGACUCCAGCUGGCACUCCAUCUGGCAAGGGCCGCGGACGCGGUCGUAGAUCUCUCAAAGAUGAGCAGAGUGCAUCAGCCGAGCCGGAAACGAAGCCUGUCAAGAAGGAGAAGGAGCCGAGCUUUCCCAAGGGCAGCUGGGAGGACCAUAUUCAGAGCAUCGACACCCUCGAGGAAACGCCAAACCCGAAGACUGGCAACAGGGAACGUGCCGCUCUGGUAGUCUGGACUGAUGGCCGCAAGACGCGCCAUCCGCUACCAGUUCUCAAUCAGAAGUGUCCGCAGAAGAUGCUCGCGUAUUAUGAACAGCAUCUGUACUUCAAUUACAACUAA
This is a messenger RNA of Lasiodiplodia theobromae, 693 nucleotides long. Its product is annotated as Chromo domain-containing protein. Gene Ontology annotation, molecular function: chromatin binding. The coding region runs from base 1 to 693 and encodes 230 amino acids. Gene Ontology annotation, biological process: chromatin organization; negative regulation of transcription by RNA polymerase II. The transcript is spliced from 6 exons. Lineage: Eukaryota; Fungi; Ascomycota; Dothideomycetes; Botryosphaeriales; Botryosphaeriaceae. Gene Ontology annotation, cellular component: pericentric heterochromatin; nucleus. The record is from RefSeq and is a predicted model, not a curated record.